UAGAGAGAGAGAAUAGAGAGCAGAAUAGAGAGGGGCGAGAGAGAGAGAGAGAGAGAGGCCAUAUAUGAAAUGAAAUGAAAUGAUGAACAUGGUUAGGAGGUCAUCAUCAGCCCUAUCUGAUCUUCUAUUUCUGAGGAGAUAUAUUUGAUCUUUUCUUCCUAGGUUCGGGCUUUCAUGGCUCACCCUGUUGGCUUAUUAACAGAACAAGUCUGAGAAACAGAAGAAGCCCACCACCAUCACCACCCCAACAUACAUACUCAACCUCCACAUCCACUUGAAGAAGACAGAAUCUGAGUUUCUUUUCCAUGGCUAGAGAGCUGUGCAGUGAAGAUCAUAAGUCCUCAUCAGUUGGUUUUUGCUACUCGGAUGUUUCAUCAGCGAAUCCAACCAUCCACCAUCAGAACCAGUUCACAAAUCAGAUCCAAGGCUUUGAUCAGUCAAACCCAGCAGAGAUCUUCAACUUGACCACUGGCAUGGAGAUGAUAGGCUUCUCUAAAGGAGCCUUCUUCUCCAAACAUGGAGGAGGAGGAGGAGGACCUUCAUCUUCGAAAGGCGCCGAUCAUUUCUACCAUCCUCAUCAGCAAGAGUACAACACAACCGGCAUGUCGGAAACGAGCAGCGAAAACCAGAAUCUAAUGGAGUCUGGUGGAGCUUGGCACCAGGAGAACAGCAACAAUAGGUUCCUUGUUGAUGAUUCUUCAUUGAGGUGUGUUUUCCCAUGUGAAGGUAAUGAGAGGCCAAGCCAAGGCCUCUCACUCUCUCUUAGCUCAUCCAAUCCCUCUAGUAUUGGCUUACAGUCCUUUGAACUCAGGCAGACAAAUCAUCAUCAAGAUAUUGGGAGCAUCAAUCAGAGUCAUAUGAUAUUGCAAGAUGGGUAUUUGGGUAAAAGCUCAGGUCUUGGUCACCAAUCUCUUCUUCAUGAGAAUCAAGCUGCAGCUUCUGGGCUUUUCCAGCUCAGAAACUCAAAGUACUUAGGCCCAGCUCAGGAGCUCUUAAAUGAGUUCUGUAGCCUCGGAACAAAGCAGACUGAUGCUCUUGGAGUUUCAAAGCACAAGUCAAACAAAACCAAACAGUGGGACGAUCAGGAUAAUAAUAAUGGCAGUACUUCUUCGUCUUCGAAAAAGCAGUCUUCCCUGUACUCCCUCGAAUUCGUUGAAUUGCAGAAGAGAAAAACCAGACUGCUUCAAAUGCUGGAAGAGGUGGAGAGGAGAUACAAGCACUACUGUGAUCAGAUGAAGGCUGUGGUCUCAUCCUUCGAAACCGUGGCAGGGACUGGAGCCGCCACGGUGUACUCUAAGCUGGCUUCGAAAGCCAUGUCAAGACAUUUCCGGAGCUUGAAAGACGGGAUUGUAGCUCAGAUUCAGGCCACAAGGAAAGCAAUGGGGGAGAAAGACCCGGUGGCUCCCGGAGCAAGCCGAGGCGAGACGCCUCGGCUUCGGAUUCUCGACCAAACUCUCCGGCAGCAGAGAGCUUUUCAACAGAUGAACAUGAUGGAGAGUCAUCCAUGGCGGCCCCAACGUGGCCUUCCUGAGAGAUCCGUCUCGGUUCUUCGGGCUUGGCUCUUCGAACACUUUCUUCACCCGUACCCAAGCGAUGUUGAUAAACAUAUCUUAGCCCGCCAAACGGGUCUCUCAAGAAGCCAGGUAUCAAAUUGGUUCAUUAAUGCAAGGGUGAGGCUUUGGAAACCCAUGGUUGAAGAAAUGUACAUGGAAGAAACAAAGGAACAUGAAAACAACAACAACAUGUCCUCCUCAGAUGGUGUCACUACUGAUCAUCAUGGCGAUCCGAGCACGCAGAUGACACGACCCGAAGAUCAGAAACCGACCCAGGACCAACUCCAACUCGUCCGAAUAGACUCGGAGUGCCUCUCGUCCAUCAUCACAAACAACCCAGGUGAGAAAAGUACUGGCCAUGACUCCAGAAGCGGCAAAAGCGCCCUCCAAAUGCACCCACAGCACAAUUUCGGGCGGGUAACAGAUGCAUUCGGAUCAUCGAUGGAGCUGGAUUUUUCAACUUACAAUCAUCAUCACCAGUCUGGAGGCGCAGUUACUUAUGGUAAUGAAAACCCGAACCAGAGCUUCAAUGGGGGAGGGCAUGGUGUGUCAUUGACAUUAGGGUUGAACCAGCAUGGUGGUACUAAUGGGGUGAGCUUAGCAUUCUCUCCUUCCUCACAGAGCUCUCUCUUCUACCCUAGAGAUCACAUCGAAGAGUGUCAGCCGGUUCAGUACUCGUCUCUAUUAGACGGCGAAGGCCAGAACAAUUUGCCUUACAGAAACUUGAUGGGUGCUCAGUUGCUCCAUGACUUGGCUGGUUAGGUAAAAGUACAAUAUUGCUCUUGGAUGAUCAGGAGGUUCGAUCACUGUGGUUUCAAUUGGAGGUGAUAAUAGAUAAAUAGUGGGUAGGAAUAGAUGAAAGUUAAUACUUGGGAUACAUACAUAAGGGGCUAUACUGGGUUAGACAAGCAGAUUAAUAUGAUCAACGUUUUCAUGGCUGCUGGUAGUUAAUUAAUUAAUUUUGGGUACUCCUUUUUCAUUUUCAUUUAUAAUUUGUAUGAACGUGGUUUUAUUAUUGCUAGGCUAAUUUGGAAUUGCCAGUGAUCUGGUGCAAAGAUGAUUCAAUAUUUGUUUCCUCUUAUAUAUGGGUAGACUUGAUUAUUUUUCUUUUUCA
Messenger RNA from Rosa chinensis, 2667 nucleotides. Its product is annotated as homeobox protein BEL1 homolog. Gene Ontology annotation, molecular function: DNA-binding transcription factor activity, RNA polymerase II-specific; RNA polymerase II cis-regulatory region sequence-specific DNA binding. The coding region runs from base 306 to 2315 and encodes 669 amino acids. The transcript is spliced from 5 exons. The record is from RefSeq and is a predicted model, not a curated record. Gene Ontology annotation, biological process: regulation of transcription by RNA polymerase II. NCBI's taxonomy places the organism in Eukaryota, Viridiplantae, Streptophyta, Magnoliopsida, Rosales, Rosaceae.